Molecule: messenger RNA, 3995 nt
Organism: Dromaius novaehollandiae (emu)
Lineage: Eukaryota; Metazoa; Chordata; Aves; Casuariiformes; Dromaiidae
Gene: GDF1
Product: growth differentiation factor 1
Exons: 2
Coding region: 1-1119 (372 amino acids)
Cellular component (GO): extracellular region
Molecular function (GO): growth factor activity; cytokine activity
Source: RefSeq, a predicted model, not a curated record
AUGUGGCCUCUCUCUGUACAUGCCGGCUUCCGCGCUGGCCUUGCCUGGGCUCUCCUUGGUGUGAUUCUGGGGAUGGAUUUAAGUUUGCAGGAAAGUUUACUGUUAAAAUCCCUGGGUCUGAGCACCAAACCCAGCCCAAAAACCCCCGUUCCUGUGCCGUCUGUGCUCUGGCGGAUCUUCCAGAACAGAAAGACAUCUCCUUCUACAAACAAAGGCCUGGAGGAUGCUUGUAGGGUGGAGGAGUUUAAUGUCCCCGGAAACAUCAUCCGUGUCUUCGCUGACCAAGGCCACUUCGUUCAUAACAGGCAGCCCCAGGCGUUGCUGUGCCUGCAGAAGCGUCUGUACUUUAACCUCUCCGUGCUGGAGGAGGGCGAGCACCUGACGAUGGCUCAGCUAGAGAUCAAAUUCAGCCACAACUCCUACCACGCCUCCGGCCAGGGCCGGGUCUUUGAGCUGAGGCUGUACCAGACCUCGCAGAUGUCCCUGCGGGGGAUGCCCUCCCGCGAGUCCAGCCGGACGCUGCUGGUGGAGCAGUCCUUCGCCCAGCUGCACAAGUCUCUCCUCUUCAACCUGAGUGGGGUGGCGAAGGACUGGCGAACUUACAGCAAGAACCUGGGCUUGAUCUUGGAGAUCUCGGUGGAUGGCGGAGACGGUGCAUCGGCGACCGGGGGGCUGCAGAGCCUCUGUGCCAGCAUCGACUCCUUCCUGGAUACCUCUCUGCUGGUGGUGACCCUCAGUCAGCAGCAGUGCAGGGCAUCCAGGAGGAGGAGGAGGAGCGCGGACUCCCCCCCUGUCACGCCCAGCAACCUCUGCAAGCCCAGGCGCCUCUACAUCAGCUUCAGCGACGUGGGCUGGGAGAACUGGAUCAUCGCCCCCCAGGGCUACAUGGCUAAUUACUGCCUGGGAGAGUGUCCCUUCCCGCUGACCGCUGAGCUCAACAGCACCAACCACGCCAUCCUCCAAACCAUGGUGCACUCGCUGGACCCCCAGGGCACCCCCCAGCCCUGCUGCGUCCCCGUCAGGCUCUCCCCCAUCUCCAUCCUCUACUACGAUAACAACGACAACGUGGUGCUGAGGCACUACGAGGACAUGGUGGUGGACGAGUGUGGCUGCAGAUAGUGGAGGGGCCGGGGGGGGGGGGGUGUAUGUGUGCGCUGGGGCCUGUGCGAAACACUGCUGAAUGAGUGACAGAAUAAACCCAGAUGUGUUGAAUCCCCUCCGUGCUGGUGUUUAGGGACUUUGCUGCUGGUGCAGCGGGGGCCAAGCCCCCCCCGGACUGCGCUGAGGGAUCGUUAGCGGGUUUGGACUUGUGGGUCAAUAGGACCUGGGUGCUUGGUCCCCCAGGAAGCCGAGUGCCAGGGCCAGCUGGGGCGCAGGGAUUAUGAUCAAGUCUGACGCUGGCCGUCUGCUCGGCGCAGGCGCCGGCAGCACCGGCUUGUGAAUCCCGGCCCCCUCGUGCCAGGCCAGAGCCCAGCGAGGCUGCGGGUGCCCUGCCGCGAUGCCCGCGGGGAGCAAGGCACCCGCCGCUGAAGAGCAGCGGCUCGGCUUGGGUUGCGGCUCGGCUUUUUGGCUAAUGCUGUUGCUUUCCCAGGGUGUAAAAGAAGAAAUUACUUUUUUUUGGUGAAGCAAUGCUGGGUGUUGUUCCUUGCUGCCCAGGCGCCCGUGCGGGAGAGCGGGGAGGAAGCGCCGCAGCAGCUCGGCCCCACCGCGAGAAGAGGUAUGUUGUCGCCGCAGGAGCUGCUUCCCGGCGGCCCCGCAGUGACUGAAUCCCUUCUUACAGCGCAGGCAGCCGGCGUGCGAGCGGUGGUGGCUUUCGCUCUGGCAGCUCCAGCUUGAGCUAUUUUUAGUGUGCGUUGGCUGAUUUGGGGGCACAGCAGCAUAGGCAGUUCGGCGCUGCCUUUAGCAUCAGCCGUAUCGCUUCUGUCCAACCCGACGUUACCUGUUGGGGUUUGGGCUGAAAAAAAAAAGCAGCCCAGGUCCACAGGGCAGUGGGGCUUGGCGUGCGCCUGAAGCAGAGGCCGUGCUGCGUAGCGGAGGUGGCCCGAGGGCUGUGUAAGCUAGUCCGUGGCAUCUAUUCCCCUCCUGGACUGCUGUGAGCCGCAGUAGUUAAUUUACCUCAUUAGCGCCGCGAUGAGCCCAGGUCCGUGGUCGAGCCGCUGCCAGCCCGGGGCUCACCCAGCCGCAGCACUGGGCUGCCCGACCUCGCCGCUGCCUGUGCGUCCAGCAGUUGUAGCCUCCACACAGCAGUGUUACGGCCCUGUUAAUUCAGGCACCACGUUAAUGUGGUUGUGCAGCUUGGGGGGGGGGGGGUUGUUAGGUAUUUUUUUUCUGUUGAUCUUGUUUGUUGGUUUUUGGGGUAUAUAUGUAUAUAUAUAUAUUUUUUUUUUUAGACUUGAGGUCAAACCUGCCGUUAUUGGCUGUGGUCCCUAGUCCAUUGCAGUAGUGUGGACACGCUCUUAACCAAGUCUGUUUAAUGCUGUUAACAAAAGAUAGCAGAACAGUAUUGUUUGAGAUGUGCUAACGAGCUUUGUAUCAUCUCUUUUGAGCAACUGUGAUCACUGACCGAGGAGUUGCCUCUUUUCUUCCACCUUUAAGUAUGUGAGCUGUGAAGUCAUUUAUGGCAGCUAGAUUUAAGGCCUGGGCAAAGCUACUAAGCCAUUCCUCCUGUCCUGGGCUGCAGCUUUGGGGGGCUGGGGAGGAGGGAGGGCAGGAGGAGAAACAAGAACUCUGAAUUAGACUUGAAGCUUUUUUGUUUUGUUCUUUAAUGCAAGUCUGAAAAAGUAGUGUGGAUUUUCUUUGUUGUAGCUAUGGUGUAAUGUCUUAAAUGUUUGAGUAACACGCUUAGGCCUUUUCCUCAAGGGGAUGCACUAAAGGUUUAACCACUUCUUAGUUUGCAGAGGCAGCAUCUUCCUGCCCCUCCCUGAUAGUGUUUUUUGCUAACAUGCUGCAAAUGUGUAGCAGGUGACCAAGAUGGAGUAGCUUGAUUACCUAAGUUUUGAAGCAUACUAAUGUUUUCAGGUCUAAAUGUGUUUCUUGACUCUGGCAUGGAUGAGCAGGGAGCUCUGGGGAAGGUUAGCCCUGCGCUAUUCUAACAGCUGAACAAGAGCUAGGUUGGAAUCGAUUUCAAACACUUAAUGCUAAGGACUUGGAGGAGGACUUCACUGCAGGAGUUAGUAAGAGCCAUUUCUUUCAAAUUUAAGAUGGACAGCAUUAAAAAAAAAACCCUUAGGUAUUUUUUGAACCUAUGCUGUGGCAGGCUAAGGGACUGACAGGCUCAGCGGGUAAGGAAGACUCCUUACCUGGUUCUCCAAGACAGAGGGUGACUGUCCCAUCCGCUGCCCUGUCCAAGCAGCACGUGACCAAGUGGGUUAUCGCACACAGGGAAAGAGUUCAGGCGACAACAGCAACUAGAAAUUGAGACACUUUCUGACCAGCUGUAAUGAGCUUGUAUCAAAUCAAAACUCUGUGCUUGUAUCAAGUCAAAACUACGUGCAGCUUUACGACUACUGCCAACACUUUGACUGCUGCCUGAGCACACUGGAUAGUGCCAAAACCAGACCCAAACAUCCAAGCUGUAUUUUCAGCAAAAGCUGAGCCAUUCUCGAAGGACUGUUCAGGCCAAACAGGGGGGUCUCAGGUUCAGCUACCCAAGCCAGUCAGCCACUGCUGAACAGGAGUAAAGGCGAUUUUUAGUUUCCCAGAGCAUGAGAAGCAAGAGGCAGGCGAGCUUCCACGCUGGACUGCUCACCUUUAGCAAAGCACUCCAUCAUCCCUGCAGCUCCCCCCAGCAGUGCACAGGCCCAGAAUAUUCCCAUUUGAACUAAUUCCCACAGCAUCCAUGUAACUGGUCAAGAGCCAGAGGAGGGAACAUGGGUAGGGCAGUUAACAGACUUGCCACAGUUCAUUUGCUUAUCCAUGUAUGCUAUGCACACACCACACUUUUGUACUAGUAUGUGUUUAAAAAAAGUAAUAAACUUGAAGUUUAUACAAUCAGA